AUGCACUUGCUCCCUCUGAGGCAGAAGAAGUCUCACCUGAUAGAGAUACAGCUGACUGGAGGCAGUGUGGCUGAGAAACUGGCCUGGGCCCACGAGAAGCUGAAGCAGGAGGUGCCCAUGUCCACCGUGUUUGGGCAGGACAAGAUGAUUGACAUCAUUGGAGUGACCAAGGGGAAGGUUUACAAAAGUGUCACCAGCUGCUGGCACACAAAGAAACUGCCCCCCAAAAACCACCGAGGCCUGUGUAAGGUGGCGUGUAUUGGAGUUUGGCAUCCUGCCUGUGUGGCCUUCUCUGUGGCUCAAGCUGGUCAAAAGGGCUACCACCAUCACACUGAGAUCAACAAAAAGAUCUACAAGAUUGGCCAGGGCUACCAGAUCAAGGAUGGCAAACUGAUCCAAAACAAUGCACCCACCAAUUACAAUCUGUCCUACAAGAGCAUCAACCUUCUGGGAAGCUUUGUCCACUACGGUGAAGUGACCAAUGACUUUAUCAUGCAGAAAGCAUAUGUCAUCAGGACCAAAAAGCGUGUCCUCACGCUGUGAAAGUCUCUGCUAGUACAGACCACACAUCGUGCCCUGGAGAAGAUCAACCUGAAGUUUAUCGACACCACCUCCAAAUUUGGCCACGGUCAGUUCCAGACUGUGGAGGAGAAGAAAUCUUUCAUGGGACCACUCAAAAAAGACCGUGUUGUGAAAGAAGAAGUUGCCUAA
Messenger RNA from Trichosurus vulpecula (common brushtail), 711 nucleotides. RefSeq names its product 60S ribosomal protein L3-like. Lineage: Eukaryota; Metazoa; Chordata; Mammalia; Diprotodontia; Phalangeridae. The record is from RefSeq and is a predicted model, not a curated record. Gene Ontology annotation, biological process: ribosomal large subunit assembly; translation. The transcript has a single exon. Gene Ontology annotation, cellular component: cytosolic large ribosomal subunit; ribosome. Gene Ontology annotation, molecular function: structural constituent of ribosome; RNA binding.